AUGCUUGCCAACUCAGACUUUAUAAAUGCUAUUAGACAAAAACAAGCCUUCAAUCAAGGUUAUAAAGAAGGUGCAGAAGUCAUUAUGAAGUAUGGACAACUCAGAGGAACUUUGAGUGCUUUGCUCUCCUGGUGUCACCUUCAUGAUAAUAGUUCAGCUUUGAUCAGUAAAAUAAAUAAUCUGGAUGCAGUUGACCAGUGCGAAGAGCAUGUGCUCAAACAUCUGAAAUCAAUCACCCCACAGCCCCAUGUUGUCCAUUUAUUGGACUCCAUUCAGGAUAUGGACCUUUGUCAUGUAGUUCCAGCUGAGAAAAAGAUGGGUGAAGCUAAAAAUGAAAGACUCUGUGAAAAUAAUGCUGAGUUUAACAAAAAUUGUAGGAAGAGUCUUAGUGGGGUAGAUUGUUCAUCUUCAGAAUGUUGUGUAAUGGAGGAGCAUGGACAUUUUGAAAACCCAAGCCUCACUUGGAUUUUAGAACAGACAGCCAGUUUAGUAAAACAGCUGGGAGUAUCAGUAGGCAUAUUACGGUACCUCGAGCACUUUGAAAAUUAUCUUCUUUUGUAAUGAAAAUAACCUUCAGAACAUUCCUUAGAGCAUUUUGUCUGUUAAAAA
This is a messenger RNA of Phyllostomus discolor (pale spear-nosed bat), 609 nucleotides long. Its product is annotated as protein YAE1 homolog. The coding region runs from base 1 to 561 and encodes 186 amino acids. NCBI's taxonomy places the organism in Eukaryota, Metazoa, Chordata, Mammalia, Chiroptera, Phyllostomidae. The transcript has 2 exons. The record is from RefSeq and is a predicted model, not a curated record.